Messenger RNA from Clarias gariepinus (North African catfish), 1781 nucleotides. It is a transcript of the gene myoz2b, whose product is annotated as myozenin 2b. NCBI's taxonomy places the organism in Eukaryota, Metazoa, Chordata, Actinopteri, Siluriformes, Clariidae. The record is from RefSeq and is a predicted model, not a curated record. Gene Ontology annotation, cellular component: actin cytoskeleton; Z disc. The coding region runs from base 227 to 1012 and encodes 261 amino acids. Gene Ontology annotation, molecular function: FATZ binding; telethonin binding; actin binding. The transcript is spliced from 6 exons.
AGAGCUGAGUGUGGAGUGUAAAGGAGGAGAAAGAAGUCUGUGUGUGAACUGGACUCCGAGGUGACCUCACAGCGUCCAGGUGGAACUGCAGACCAACACCAACACACACACACACACACACACGCACACACACACGCACACACACACACACACACACACACGCACACACACACAUACACACACAUACAACAUACACACACAGCUCGUCUCCACUCUGCCCCUCAUCAUGUCACGGUUCAGCACCCUGUCAGCCCAGGAGAGAAAGAGGCAAGCGGCCGCCAUAUGCAGUGAAAUCCACGGCACGAGCAACGCCACGUUAUUCCUCAUACGUUCAGGUGAUACGAUGGACCUGGGGAAGAAGCUCUCCGUCCCUAAAGACAUCAUGCUGGAGGAGCUCUCUCUGCUCUCCAACCGCGGCUCGCGCCUCUUCAAGAUGCGGCAGCGCAGAUCCGAGAAGUACACCUUCGAGAGCAUUCAGAACGAAGCCAACACCAUCUUAAAUAGUGAAGAUCAGACGAACGCUGAAAGUGCAGAGAACAAAACUCCAGACACACCAGAUGCCAGGAACCCGUCUAACCCCCAGGAGAUCGCCCCGGGUUACGGAGGUCCGCUGCAGGACGUUCCACCCGAGAGGUUUAACGCUACGUCUCUGCCCAAAUCCUACCACUCCCCCUGGGAGGAGGCCAUCAUCAACGACCCGGCGCUGGCCGACACGCUGAAGCUCCACAUGCCUGCUCUGGAACCCAGAGCCGAGAUUGCUGACUUCAAGAGCUUCAACAGGGUGGCCACGCCGUACGGAGGCUUUGAGAGAGCUCCUCGAGGAAUCACCUUCAAGAUCCCUGAGAUCGACCUGACCCCGCCCAGGUACCCCGAGCUCCAGGACCCCGCGGCCAAGCGGCCCACCUUCAACCGCACGGCUCAGGGCUGGAUCUCCGACGGCGCGCCCCUCAUCUUCCCCACAAUCCCCGUGGAGCCGGUGGAGGUGGAGAUCCCCGAGUCCGACGACCUGUAGACACGUGAGACGUCCACCGACACCGCGCGCGUCCGGAGAGCCGCGAGACACCUGCAGUCAGGGCUGAGGCCUGAAACACUGACCUACACAUCACACACCUGUCCCGAGACUGCAGCGGCUUCCACACCGCGGUGAAACCACACACACACACACACACACACACACACACACACACACACACACACUCAGACACCAUGAAAACAUACAUACACACAAUAACAUAAAUAAAAACCUACAUUACAAUAGUAACUAUAAUGGAUGUUAAUGUGUUCAGUAAUUUAUGUGAUUCUUAUUAAUAAGAACAGAAUGUGUAGAUGUGUUUGGUUAAAGUAUGACAUCACUGUUUAAUAAAUAAUAAAGACUUCUCAGUACGGAGUGUUAAUACUCAGAUCUGAACAAGUGAUCAUGUUAAUCUGAUUAAAUUUCAGACAUUUCAGAAAAAUCACAUGACCGUCACAUGAAAAGGUUUAUUAUACUUUAUGAAAUAUGUUGAAGCAUCGGACAAUAACACUGAAUAAUAAGUCAAGAAUGGAAUAUAAAUCAGUAGAACAGAGAGAGAGAGAGAGAGAGAGAGAGAGAGAGAGAAGUGUAAAUACAAGAUGCUGACUUUCUGAAACUGGUUUAUUGUAAAUUUGAUGUACGUCCUGACUGAAGUGCUUUGUGUGUGUGUGUGUGUGUGUGUGUGUGUGUGUGUGUGUGUGUGUGUUGUGGUUUGAAUUCAUUUUAACCCUGUAGUGUAAACUCCAUAAUAAAGUGUAUCUUCCUCUGA